AAACAUGCCAAAGGCCAGGAUUUGUUUGAUCAGAUCGUGUACCACUUGGACCUUGUGGAAACAGAUUACUUUGGCCUCCAGUUCCUCGACUCUGCCCAGGUCACGCACUGGCUGGAUCAUUCCAAACCCAUAAAAAAGCAGAUGAAAAUUGGACCUGCAUAUGCUUUGCACUUUCGAGUUAAAUACUAUUCUUCAGAACCAAACAACCUUCGAGAAGAGUUUACAAGGUACCUGUUUGUUUUACAACUCAGGCAUGACAUUCUUUCUGGAAAAUUGAAGUGCCCCUAUGAAACGGCUGUGGAAUUAGCCGCUCUCUGUCUACAAGCAGAGCUUGGGGAGUGCGAGCUUCCAGAACACACACCAGAGCUUGUGUCUGAGUUUCGGUUCAUUCCCAAUCAGACAGAAGCGAUGGAAUAUGAUAUCUUCCAGAGAUGGAAAGAGUGCAGGGGAAAGAGCCCUGCCCAGGCGGAACUGUCCUAUCUGAAUAAAGCGAAGUGGCUGGAAAUGUAUGGGGUAGACAUGCACGUUGUCAGGGGAAGAGAUGGCUGUGAAUAUUCUCUUGGACUGACCCCGACAGGCAUAUUAAUCUUUGAAGGAGCUAACAAAAUAGGCUUAUUCUUUUGGCCUAAAAUUACCAAAAUGGAUUUUAAAAAGAGCAAAUUGACACUCGUGGUGGUUGAAGAUGAUGAUCAGGGACGCGAGCAGGAACACACAUUUGUGUUCCGGUUGGACAGUGCCAGGACCUGCAAGCACCUGUGGAAAUGCGCGGUGGAGCAUCACGCGUUUUUCCGCCUGCGGACGCCGGGGAACAGCAAAUCCAAUAGAUCCGACUUUAUCCGGCUGGGCUCGCGCUUCAGAUUCAGCGGGCGGACGGAAUAUCAAGCUACCCACAGCGCCAGGUUACGAAGAACCAGCACCUUUGAGAGGAAGCCUAGUAAACGAUAUCCGUCCCGGAGACAUUCGACGUUCAAAGCAAGCAACCCGGUGAUAGCAGCUCAGCUCUGCUCUAAAACAAAUCCUGAAGUCCAUAAUUACCAGCCUCAAUAUCAUCCAAACAUCCACCCCAGCCAGCCCCGGUGGUGUCCUCACUCUCCAAACGUCAGCUACCCGCUCCCUUCCCCAGUGCUCAGCAGCUCGGACCGGCUGCCUUUCGGCAUCGAGGAGAACGGGGGCACACCGUUCCCCACCAAGCCUCCGGGAAGGCAUCACCACCAGCACCACCCGAGCUAUGGCCUUUCGCUGACCCUGGAGAACAAAGAGGGGCCUUUGAGGUCCCCAAACUCCAGCAGUAAAUCCCUCGCAAAACUGAAUCCAGGAGCACCUGCCCUGUUCAGUGAAGCCACUGCUCACCUCAAGAAGCUGGAACUGGAAACUGUGAAGGCUGCUGGACCCUGGCCUGCUCUGCACAUCAACAUCAACAAGGCUGAAGAAAAGAAAGUUCCUGAGAAAACUCUUCAGACCCCACUUCUGCCUUCCCCUGUGGCGGAUCACGUGAAGUGUAACAUUUUGAAAGCCCAGUUGGAGAAUGCUUCCCGAGGGAAUGUCCAGGUUGGAAAAGAGGAAUCAACAUUUGUAAAUAUCAAUAAGAAAUCCAGUCUUCAGGACGCUAAUGUAAGAAGUCCUAUUCCUAUACGUGUGGAAACUACCCAACCAGCUGUGGAAAAGCCGGAAAUCAAGCCUCCCCGAGUGAGGAAGUUAACAAGACAGUAUAGUUUUAACCGCAGUGAUGAAGACGACCUUCCUCCAGACCUGGCUGAGGCAGUGGGAGUGACCCCAGCUACAGCCACAAACACUGCAACUGCCGCCACGCAAGUCUCAGUACCACUGGCGUCCCCCAAGGUCCAGAAAGUCUGCUCGCCUCAGAAGUCAGAAGGCAAGGGCCAGCUGUCCCCAGGGGCCAAGAGCCCCUCUGACCGAGGAGGUGCCUUUACCCUGGAACCAGGCGAUCUUCUGAUGGAUUUCACAGAAGCCACUCCUCUG
Galeopterus variegatus (Sunda flying lemur) is the source of this 1980-nucleotide messenger RNA. RefSeq names its product band 4.1-like protein 4B. The record is from RefSeq and is a predicted model, not a curated record. NCBI's taxonomy places the organism in Eukaryota, Metazoa, Chordata, Mammalia, Dermoptera, Cynocephalidae. Gene Ontology annotation, cellular component: cytoskeleton. The transcript is spliced from 21 exons. The annotation marks the transcript as partial. Gene Ontology annotation, molecular function: cytoskeletal protein binding.